Messenger RNA from Emiliania huxleyi CCMP1516, 1201 nucleotides. RefSeq lists its product as hypothetical. Bases 31 to 1038 code for a protein of 335 amino acids. The record is from RefSeq and is a predicted model, not a curated record. The transcript has a single exon. Lineage: Eukaryota; Haptophyta; Isochrysidales; Noelaerhabdaceae.
CAAGGAGUAGCCCCAGGGCGGCCUCUUCCGAUGAACGCCGCCUCCCACUCCGGUUGGCUCCUAAAGUCUCACAAGGGCGGCGAGGCGACCUCGGAGCGGCGCUUCUUCGUCUCGGAAGGCGCCGUGGUGUCUUACGGCCGGAUGAUUGGCUCCAUCUUUGCUCCAACCGGAAAGGUUGACCUGAAAACUUGCACGGCGAUGAGCGAGCCCGAGCCCGGGACCGUCGUGAUCCAAGUGAGCGGCAAGCAGCAUCCGUUGCGAGUGGCUCUCGGCCCCGAUUCGGAAAAGUGGCGGACGCUGUGGGCAUCGGCGGUCAGCGAGACGGCUCUGGAUGCGGCGCUGCUCAGGUGGAGAGACGCAUCGCUCGCUGCUCGGCUGGACAAGGGCUCCCGAAAACCCUCAUCCAGGCCGCGGCUGGUCCUCGCCAAGUCGGGAUCGAGGGUCGCUCCAAAGACGUCUGACGCCACUGCCCUAAAGUCUGCUCGCGGUGCCGCGCCCAAGACGUCCGGGCGCGAGCACUGGUCCGAAUCGGCCUAUCGAGUGCCAAAGCUGUCCAUGGACGACGGCGCGCAGACGAGCGGUGGCGACCUCACCUCGCGGACCGACGUGGACGACACGGAGCGAAACGUCGCCGCUCCGCGGGCGGGAGGCGGGGAGGCGGGUGGCGGCGAGCCGACCGAGGCGGAGCUCGAGGCGGCGCGGGCCGAGUGGCUGAGCUACUUCCUCAAGGCGGAGCUCUUCCAGAACGCGCUGCUGCUCGCCGUGUCGGAAGAGGAGGAGCGGGGCAUCAGGGAGGCCAUGUUCGCCGUGUACGAGCCGCGGAGGCUGCAGUGGCUCCAGUACCACACGGCGCGAGGCAACUACGACGAGGCGAUCGAGCUCGUCGCCGACCAGGCCGAGAGGGAGGAGCUGGCCGCUCGGCGGAGGGCCGCGGAGCAGAGCAGCGUCUGGACCAGGUGCUGCGUGGCCGCGCAACCGCGUGAGCGAAAAACUGAAGGGAGUUCGUGUUCCGCCGAUUGCCUCGCGCGUCGCGUCUAGACUACUAGAGCAUGGUGCUUGGUCGGACUUGGCUCUCUUGGCUCUUGGGCCGCCCCGCGCGCCGCUUGCGGCGACUUGCUUCUUAUACGAAUACGUUUCACCCGCGACCCUAAGCCUAGCACGAUCGGAUAGAUCGCGAUUUUUUUCGAGCUCAGACGAUGGC